AAAAUAUGAUAUUUUUAAGUUGGAAAGAAACCGACCAUCACCAAUACUCUCAAUUCUGUUGAGAGGUCUUUGUCGCAUAAGCCUCUUUGCUUGCCUACUCCAUUGAAGUUCCACUUCCAUCUCUUCUCUCUCUCAACAAACUUCACCUUUUUCAUUUUCCAAUUUUUUUUCCCUUUCAAAUCCUAAUUUAUGAAUCCUCAGUCCAUAUCUUAACCAUGAAAAAAUCAGCUUCAAAAGGUGCAGAGAGUGGUGGGUUUGACAACAGGCAGAUAGAUUGGGAGCUUAGGCCUGGUGGCAUGCUGGUUCAAAAGAGAGAGGUUGAGGGUGACCCUUCUGGGCCUAUGAUCAAGAUCAAGAUCUCUCACGGUUCCUAUCACUAUGAAAUCACUGUCCCUGCUCAGUCCACUUUUGGGGAUUUGAAAAAUGCUCUUUUCCAUGACACUGGUCUGGAGCCUAAGGAGCAGAGAUUGUUGUUUAGAGGCAAAGAAAAAGAAGACAAUGAAUGUUUGCAUAUGGUAGGUGUAAAAGACAUGUCAAAAGUGAUACUACUGGAGGACCCUGCUUGCAAAGAGAGGAAGCUUGAGGAGAUGAAGAGAAAUCAAGGAAUGUUAAAAGCCUAUGAAGAAGUUGCCAAAGUGAGAGCAGAGGUUGAUAAACUAUCACAGAGGGUUCUCACUUUGGAGACAACUGUUCGCAAUGGCACCCAGGUCGCAGACCAAGAGUUCGUUGUCUUGACAGAAUUGCUUAUGAUGCAGUUGCUCAAAUUGGAUACAAUUGAGGCUAAUGGAGAAGCAAAAGUACAGAGGCGGAAUGAGGUUCGCCGUGUCCAGAACUUUGUGGACACACUUGACAAUCUAAAAGCAAGAAAUUCUAACCCCUUCAGCAAUGGUAGCAAUGCAGUGUCAGUGACUACCAAAUGGCAGACAUUCGAGUGUGGAGUUGGAAGCCUGAGUACCCCAGUGCCAAGACAAUCUGUCAUGAAAAUAACUCAGGACUGGGAGCUGUUUGACUAGCCAAGUACCCAUGAGUUCUUUCAUCAGGUUCAAUCUGUAAAAAUUUAUAAUGCAACAUGUAUGAUGCAACAGGACUUGGAAAAGUAUACUUUCCAUCUUGAUCUUUGUGAGUUACUUUUGCAUAGAAACGAAGGAAGAGGAUCGCUUGAAACUGCUAUGUAUUGUAUGUACAUAUUUGUUGAAUUAUAUAGUUUAGUUGCUGCCUGUUUCA
This is a messenger RNA of Hevea brasiliensis (rubber tree), 1224 nucleotides long. Its product is annotated as BAG family molecular chaperone regulator 4. Gene Ontology annotation, biological process: protein stabilization. Gene Ontology annotation, molecular function: adenyl-nucleotide exchange factor activity; protein-folding chaperone binding. NCBI's taxonomy places the organism in Eukaryota, Viridiplantae, Streptophyta, Magnoliopsida, Malpighiales, Euphorbiaceae. Gene Ontology annotation, cellular component: cytoplasm. The coding region runs from base 216 to 1013 and encodes 265 amino acids. The record is from RefSeq and is a predicted model, not a curated record. The transcript has 4 exons.